AUGGAAGACGAGAUAACUGGAGCACCACCCGUCGGUCAACAUCGCAACAACCCGCUGCAGGUCAGCAAAUCCGAAACCGAGCCUGAUCUUCGACUUGGAGAAGACGAAUCGGUUCUCGGCAACAAGUUCGCCUUCUCCGCGGCGCAACUCCACAAGCUAUUCAAAUCUCGAACCAACAAUGCUCUGCGCGCCUUUGGCGGUCUUGCUGGGCUCUCAGCCGGCGUAAGAACCAAUGUGAAAGCAGGUCUUUCCGCCGACGAGGACGUGCUGGAUGGUGUCGUUUCACUCCAGGACGCCAUUCAAGGUGUAGGCGCUGCAACAGAAUCGCAGGAGCACAGUUUGGUACCCUCGAUUCCUGGAGGGUUUACCGAUCGUCGGAGGGUUUACGGCGAGAACCGCGUUCCGAAGAAUAAGCCAAAGACUUUUCUACAGCUUCUCUGGCUUGCUUUUGAUGACAAACUCAUGUUCCUCCUCACCGCUUCGGCGACCGUCUCACUCGCUCUGGGCAUAUACCAAUCGGUCACCAACAAGGAGCGAGGCGCCCGUCUCGAGUGGGUUGAAGGAGUUGCCAUCCUCAUUGCGGUCAUCGUCAUCGUCUUUGCCACCGCAAUCAACGAUUACCAGAAGAAUUACAAGUUUCAAAAGCUGAACGAGAAGAAGGAAGAACGCAUGGUCACGGUGACUCGCUCUGGGCAGCAUCGAUCCAUCUCUGUGUUUGAUGUUCUCGUCGGCGACGUCAUGCACAUCGAGGCGGGAGAUGUUGCGCCAGCCGAUGGAAUACUGAUUGAGGGGUUCGACAUUCAGUGUGAUGAGUCGCCAUUGACUGGAGAGUCUGAGCUUAUCGUCAAGACCCCGGCAUGCGUCCAAGGGUCCGGUGAUUCAUUCAUCCUCAGCGGCACAAGAAUUGAAACUGGGGUGGGGACCUGUCUCGUUCUUUCGGUCGGUGUAAACUCAACCUACGGAAAAAUCAUGAUAUCCCUUCAGGAUGACAUACAAGAGACUCCACUGCAGCAGAAGCUUGGUUUGCUAGCCCAGUAUAUCAUCAACUUUGGUCUCGCCGCCGGUCUUGUCUUCUUCGCCAUUCUCUUCAUACGGUUCUUGGUUCAGCUCAAGGACAUAGAUGGUGGCCCAGACGCAAAGGGCCACGAAUUCCUGGAAGUUCUUAUCCUCUCCAUCACCGUCGUUGUUAUUGCCGUGCCCGAAGGCCUGCCCCUUACCGUCACGCUGUCACUGGCCUUUGCAACUACACGGAUGCUGAAAGAUAAUAAUCUCGUUCGGCUUCUUCGCUCUUGCGAAACAAUGGGGAAUGCUACUACUGUUUGUUCAGACAAGACUGGUACGCUUACACAGAACAAGAUGACUGUGGUGACGGGCAUUAUUGGUGCCUCGGAGGCGUUUGCAGACGGCUCGGGCUCCCUUCUGGCUGAAUCCUACCAGCAAACCGCACAAGCACCUCCUACGGCGCACGCUUUGAUCUCUUCACUCUGUCGAGAGGCUCGAGACACCCUCAAGAAAAGCUUCACCUUGAACUCGACCGCUAUCGAAGCCGGGGAAGCGGGUCACUUCAUCGGAUCAAGCACAGAGACUGCCCUGCUCAACUUCGCUUCCGACCAUCUCGGCAUGCAGGACCUCAGCGAGGAACGAGCAAACGGGAACAUUUUUCAUAUGAUUCCAUUCAACGCCGCCCGAAAAUGGAUGGCCACUGUCUUACGGGCGCCAGCUGGGCGGCAUCGCCUUCUGGUCAAGGGAGCUGCCGAGGUCAUCGUGGACAGGUGCACCGAAACUUUGCAAGACCCCAAGGCCAGCAUGGCCACCAAGACGCUAAUGGUAACUGAUUUGGACGGCUUGAAGGUCAAGAUGCAGAACUAUGCCAAGAGAUCACUCCGCGUUAUUGCUGUUGCGUACCGUGACCUGGACGACUGGCCUGCAGAUGAUCAACACAUGGAUGCCGACAACAUUGCCAAUCUUUCCGAUUUGGUUCUCCUAGGAGUAUUCGGACUACGCGAUCCCUUACGCCCCGAGAUUGUCGACUCUGUGCGGCAAUGUCAGUCCGCCGGUGUCUUUGUUCGUAUGGUGACUGGUGAUAACUUCUUCACGGCCAAAGCAAUCGCCUCGGAAUGUGGCAUUUAUACUGCUGGAGGGAUCGCCAUGGACGGGCCAACCUUUCGACGUUUGACCUUGGAGCAACUCAACCUUGUUGUUCCACGUCUCCAGGUGCUCGCUCGAUCUAGUCCUGAUGACAAGCUUCUCCUCGUUUCCCACCUGAAAGGCAUGGGUGAGGUGGUUGUUGUCACGGGCGACGGGACGAAUGAUGCAUUAGCGUUGAAAGCUGCUGAUAUCGGGUUUUCCAUGGGCAUUUCCGGGACUGAAGUAGCCAAGGAGGCUUCAGACAUCAUCUUGAUGGACGACAACUUUACUUCUAUCGUGAAAGCUAUUGGUUGGGGUCGAGCUGUAAACGAUGCUGCCAAAAAGUUUCUCCAGUUCCAAUUCACCAUCAAUAUCACAGCCGGUACCCUGACCAUCAUGUCCGCCCUCGUCGGUGGCACUGACUCCUCCGUCUUCACGGUUGUGCAGCUUCUUUGGAUCAACCUCAUCAUGGACACGUUUGCCGCACUCGCCUUGAGUACCGAUUUUCCUACCGAUGAUCUGUUUUCGCGAAAACCAGAGCCGAGGACCGCUUCAGUGUUGACCACGACGAUGUGGAAGAUGAUCAUGGGGCAAAGUGUCUAUCAGCUGGCAGUCAUCUUCACGCUCCACUACGCUGGUGGACAUCUCUUUGGCUAUCGUGAUGAGAUUGAGAAGAAGCAUCUGCAGACCAUGGUCUUUAAUAUCUAUGUUCUCAUGCAAUUCUUCAACCAAUUCAAUUCACGACGGUCCGACAACAAGCUCAACUUGUUCGAAGGGAUCCUCAAAAACCCUUGGUUCAUCUUCGUCCAGAUAGUCACACUCGCGGGCCAAAUCGUCAUCGUAUUCUUUGGCGGCGAGGCCUUUCAGACGGUUCAACUUAGUGGUGCUGAAUGGGGAUGGUCCAUUUUGUUUGGCUUACUGACUCUUCCUGUUGGCGUUGCUAUACGGGUGAUCCCUGACCCGCUGCUACAAAAGCUGGGUCUAGCCUUGAAAUACUGUCUCUCUAUCGAACGGUUGCGUAGCCCCAUUGGGGAUCACGAGCAAGAAGCUGUUCAACACCGUCGGUCUGUUGGCCAGAGUUUUAAGGCCAUCCUUCCAAGUGUCUUUGCCUCAAAGGCCCCUCUGGGAGACACACAGAGUCAUGGUGCAGAUGCGCAUGCCACCUUUCAUCUGUCACAUCAAACUCCUCAACAGUCUGCUGGUGCCGUUGAAGAGUUUGAUUUGGUCGGGGCUGUCGACUCAGCGAGAUAUGGCACCGGAGACCCUCAUCCCGCUUUCGAGGUGCACCCAGACACGUUGAAGGAGGACCCGGUGAUCCAGGGCUUUACUUCUGGAGGCAAUGUUCCGCCGAGCCAGAACCAGGCGCUACUCCGAUACGUAUCAAGAUUCUCGCAGUGA
This is a messenger RNA of Fusarium falciforme, 3525 nucleotides long. RefSeq names its product Calcium-transporting ATPase. Gene Ontology annotation, biological process: calcium ion transmembrane transport; intracellular calcium ion homeostasis. The transcript is spliced from 3 exons. The record is from RefSeq and is a predicted model, not a curated record. Gene Ontology annotation, molecular function: ATP binding; P-type calcium transporter activity; ATP hydrolysis activity. Lineage: Eukaryota; Fungi; Ascomycota; Sordariomycetes; Hypocreales; Nectriaceae. The coding region runs from base 1 to 3525 and encodes 1174 amino acids. Gene Ontology annotation, cellular component: membrane; intracellular membrane-bounded organelle.